Messenger RNA from Acaulospora morrowiae, 722 nucleotides. The record is from the annotation of a GenBank genome assembly. NCBI's taxonomy places the organism in Eukaryota, Fungi, Glomeromycota, Glomeromycetes, Diversisporales, Acaulosporaceae.
GUUCGUCCUUUUCGGAAAAUUAUACCAAAACCACUUUUUGAAGAUGUCAUGUCUUUCUUAAUGGCCGGGACGGAACCAGAGCAAAAGAAACUACCUGCUCGUAUUGGAUCUUUUAUGGACGGAUCGAAAAUUAUUACAAAAAAACAUUUGGCUGUUAUCACUAACUGGAUUAAAAGAGAUGACGCACAGGUGGAAGAAAAUCAAUUUCUAUUUACUCUUAUUUAUCGUGGAACUCGUGAUGGAUUUGAUGUUAAUUCGUUUCAUGAAAAAGUUAAUGGCAAAGGAGAAGCGAUUGCAGUCAUAAAGAUAGAGAAUUCAAACACCAUAGUUGGUGGAUUUAAUGCAACCGGGUGGCAUUACAAAGCGAAUGAAGAACCAAAGUAUACUGGGUUUAGUACUGGAUUUAACAGUAACAUUAGAAACAAUCAGCACUGGAUUAAUAGCAAAGAUCAUUUUGUAUUUUCUUUUAAAACUACCAAAGACCGAAAAAUUGGUCGGUCCAGCGGGUCUAAUGGAAUAUAUGUUAAUAAUAAGGAUAUUUUAAAUUUUGGAGAUGGCGAUUUGUUAAUUAAUGGAAAAUGUGAAACGUGUAGCCAGCAUUCUUAUGACAAUAGAAUUCUAGAUAGAAAUAGUUUUAUUGUAGAAAAGGAUAUCAAUAGUUUUAUUGUAGAUAAGGAUAUCAAUAGUUUUAUUGUAGAAGAGUUAGAAGUGUUCAGUGUUCA